AUGACACUUGCAUUAAAACGGGAGAGAUACAAUUUUUUUAACAGUCUUGCUAUUUUGUUGAAAGCUGUUGAAAAUGAACGUACGACUAUAGAUCUUCGAAAUGAAGCAUCAAUUUACGGGAUCGUAGAACAGGCAGACGCUUUCAUGAAUGUCGUAAUGAGGAAUUGCGUCUUCACAGAUCCUAGAGGGGAUUCGUACAGUUACGACAUGUUUUUCGUCCAGGCAAGAAACAUCCGUUUCGUUCAUAUUCCGCCAAAAAUACGUAUUAUACCAGCUAUCAAGGAACAGUUGCAACAUUUACUAAGGCACAAGUUGGAUUUAAAACAUACGAAACGUACAGUGAGAACAAAACGUGUUGAACAAAGGCAACGAGAAGGAUUAGCUGCAGUGGAGAAAAUUUUAGAAGAUAGAAAAAAAGCAGAGCAAAGUUUGAACAGAAAUGAAACUAACUAA
Habropoda laboriosa is the source of this 453-nucleotide messenger RNA. RefSeq names its product U7 snRNA-associated Sm-like protein LSm10. The coding region runs from base 1 to 453 and encodes 150 amino acids. The transcript is spliced from 3 exons. The record is from RefSeq and is a predicted model, not a curated record. Gene Ontology annotation, biological process: mRNA 3'-end processing by stem-loop binding and cleavage. Gene Ontology annotation, molecular function: histone pre-mRNA DCP binding; U7 snRNA binding. Lineage: Eukaryota; Metazoa; Arthropoda; Insecta; Hymenoptera; Apidae. Gene Ontology annotation, cellular component: nuclear body; cytoplasmic U snRNP body.